AUGUCGCACUGCAAGUUCGAGCAACCCCGCCACGGAUCUCUGGCCUUCCUCCCGCGCAAGCGCGCUGCCCGCCACCGCGGUCGCUGCAAGUCGUUCCCCAAGGACAACGCUGCCAACGCGCCCCACCUGACCGCCUUCCUGGCGUACAAGGCUGGUAUGACCCACGUCGUGCGCGACCUGGACCGCCCUGGAUCCAAGGUGCACAAGAAGGAGAUCGUCGAGGCCGUUACCGUCAUCGAGGCUCCCGCCAUGGUUGUCGUCGGUGUUGUCGGCUACAUCCAGACCCCGCGUGGCCAGCGUGCCCUCACCACCGUCUGGGCCGAGCACCUUUCGGACGAGGUCAAGCGCCGCUUCUACAAGAACUGGUACCGCUCCAAGCGCAAGGCUUUCACCAAGUACGCCAGCAAGUACUCUGCUGACAACGGCAAGGAGAUCGCCCGCGACCUCGAGCGCAUCAAGAAGUACGCGUCGAGCGUCCGUGUCAUCGCCCACACCCAGAUGUCCAAGGUGCACCUCGGCCAGAAGAAGGCCCACAUCAUGGAGAUCCAGGUCAACGGUGGCUCGAUCGCCGACAAGGUCGACUGGGCUCGCGAGCACUUCGAGAAGACCGUCUCCGUUGGCGACGUCUUCGAGAAGGACGAGAUGAUCGACGUCAUCGGUGUCACCAAGGGUCACGGAUUCGAGGGUGUCACUGCCCGCUGGGGUACCAAGAAGCUUCCCCGCAAGACCCACAAGGGUCUGCGCAAGGUCGCCUGUAUCGGUGCCUGGCAUCCGUCGCGUGUCAUGUACUCCAACGGUUACCACCACCGUACUGAGGCCAACAAGAAGAUCUACCGCAUUGGCAGCGGCGAGGACAAGGCCAACGCCUCGACCGAGUUCGAUCUGACCGCCAAGCGCAUCACUCCUCUUGGUGGCUUCCCCCACUACGGUGAGGUCAACGAGGACUUUGUCAUCAUCAAGGGCUCGUGCGUCGGUGUCAAGAAGCGCGUCCUGACCCUCCGCAAGUCGCUGCGCGUCCACACCAAGCGCUCGGCUCUGGAGAACGUCAGCCUCAAGUUCAUCGAUACCUCCUCCAAGUUCGGCCACGGUCGCUUCCAGACCAAGGAGGAGAAGAAGGCUUUCAUGGGUACCCUCAAGAAGGACCUGGUCGAGGAGGCCUAAGCACCCGUCUGCACCCCCUGACCCCACCCGGUAUCCAAUGCUCUUGUUUAGUUGUUGCUCUCUUUCGAGUGGAAAUGAAGCCAUGGAUUUUGGACUGCCGAAAUAUCUUGAACAGUGUCGUGUGUCAGUGUUAGCGACCGCCAUAUUGCCGAUAUGGAUACUGGUUGCUGAUCCUACUGCAGCCGUUGGUCACGAUAUGAGACAUUGCCAGGUACAGAUAGCCAGUAGCACUCUGUGUGGUUUCCUUGUGGA
Messenger RNA from Linderina pennispora, 1413 nucleotides. RefSeq lists its product as uncharacterized. Gene Ontology annotation, cellular component: ribosome; cytosolic large ribosomal subunit. Gene Ontology annotation, biological process: ribosomal large subunit assembly; translation. The record is from RefSeq and is a predicted model, not a curated record. Bases 1 to 1161 code for a protein of 386 amino acids. Gene Ontology annotation, molecular function: RNA binding; structural constituent of ribosome. Lineage: Eukaryota; Fungi; Kickxellomycota; Kickxellomycetes; Kickxellales; Kickxellaceae. The transcript is spliced from 3 exons.